Misgurnus anguillicaudatus (oriental weatherfish) is the source of this 4077-nucleotide messenger RNA. Lineage: Eukaryota; Metazoa; Chordata; Actinopteri; Cypriniformes; Cobitidae. The record is from RefSeq and is a predicted model, not a curated record.
CAGCCUCGCCCAAAUCUGCAGGCUGCUUCUCGACUAAACACCAACCGAAAGUGAAAGUAAACGCGGCUGUGUUUUUGAAGAAGGUACGCACUGGAGGACGAAAAGCAAGGGUAAGUUAGUUUGAUACUAUUUAAAACCCUAUUAAUAUCUAAGAGCUAUGGAAGAGAUAAAGAAGAGAAAGAGAUCUUCAUCUCCACAACUCAGUACCGAUUCCAUUUACCAAACCCCUGAAUUAAGUGAUGGAUCGAUGACCUCUGACCCCAGGAAGCAGAUUAAAGCCCCAUCUCCAGGACCCAGCUGUGUAUCUUUGAAGAGUAUGAACUCCAUGUAUCAACCUCCUCAAUUUAGUGAUGGAUCAAUGACCUCUGACCCCAUAAAGCAGAUUAAAGCCCCAUCUCCAGGACCCAGCUGUGUAUCUUUGAAGAGUACAGACUCUCAAUUCAGUGGAGGAGCAGUGACCUUUGACCCCAGUGGUAAGGGAAAUGAUCAGAUCCAGGUUUGCUCAAGGUUUACUGGUUCUGCUCAGUGUGAUAUGGACCACCUACCCCAGCUGGAGAAGACUGGAGACCUGCACCAACUGGAUUCCCAGCAACCAGAUGUUCUGGCGAGCAUCAAAGACAAACACAAAACCAGCAUGAGGAUCAAGUAUGAGAGUUUAUUUGAGGGAAUCAAACUACAAGAGAAUCAAACCCUCUUGAACAGGAUUUACACACAACUUUACAUCAUAGAGGGAGAGAGUGAAGGAGUGAAUGAGGAACAUGAAGUUUUACACAUGGAGAAAAGUUACAAGACACGUCAAAACACUUCAAUCAACUGUAAUGACAUCUUUAAACCUAAACCAGAAUGUGGGGAAGAGCCAAAUAAAAAGAUAAAGACUGUUCUUACUAAAGGCAUCGCUGGAAUUGGCAAAACGGUGUCUGUGCAGAAGUUUAUUCUGGAUUGGGCAGAGGGGUUGGCCAAUCAGGAUGUAGAUUUCAUGUUUGUGCUUUCAUUUCGAGAGAUGAGCUUAAUAAAAGAUGAUCAGUACAGUCUUCGCAAACUUCUGCUUGUCUUUCAUCCUGAACUUCAGGAUCUGGACUCAAAGAUUUAUGACGAGUGUAAAGUUGUUAUUAUCUUGGAUGGUCUGGAUGAAAGCAGAAUUACACUGAAGUUUAAAGACAGUGAAAAUGUUUCUGAAGUAACACAGAUGUCAUCAGUUGGUGUGUUGAUGUCAAAUCUGAUCAAAGGAGAUCUGCUUCCCUCUGCUCACAUCUGGAUCACCUCCAGACCAGCAGCAGCCAAUCAGAUCCCUUCUGAAUACAUCAACCGUGUGACAGAAAUCCAAGGAUUCAAUGAUCCUCAGAAAGAGGAAUAUUUCAGGAAGAGAAUCAGUGAUGAACUUCAAGCCAACAAAAUCAUCUCACACAUUAAAGGAGCAAGAAGCCUUCACAUCAUGUGUCACAUACCAGUCUUCUGCUGGAUCUCAUCUACUGUGCUUCAAAACAUCCUGAAACAAGAUCACAGUGCAGAAAUCCCUAAAACUCUCACUGAAAUGUACAUACACUUCCUUCUCAUUCAGAUAAAUAUGAGUAAUCAGAAGUAUGAAAUGAAAGAAGUGAGAGAUUCAGCAAAACUUCUGCAGUUCAAUAGAGAAGUAAUUGUGAAACUGGCUAAACUGGCGUAUGAACAGCUGAAGAAGGGCAAUGUGAUGUUUUAUGAGGAGGAGCUGAGUGAAUGUGGGAUAGAUAUCACUGACGCCGCAGUGUUCUCUGGGAUCUGUACUGAGAUUAUUAAAGAGGAAUCUGUGAUUUAUCAGAGGAAAAUCUACUGCUUCAUACACCUGAGCUUUCAAGAGUUUCUCGCUGGAUUCUAUGUGUUUUACUGCUUUAUAAAUAAAACUUCUGGGGCUCUGAAAGAAUUUGAUUUACUUGCUAAUCUCUAUAAGGGGGUGAUUGACUCCGCCCUUCACAGUGAGAAUGGACAUCUGGAUCUUUUCCUCAGAUUUUUGUUGGGCAUCUCGCUGGAGUCCAAUCAAAGACUCUUACAAGAUCUGUUGAUGCACACAGAGAGCAGUUCAAAGAGCAUCCAGAAUAUCAUUGCUCACAUCAAAGAAAAAAUAAAAAAUGAGCAUGAUAUUUCAGCCGGCAGAUCCAUCAAUCUGUUCCUCUGUCUGCUGGAAAUGAAUGAUCAGACUUUAUCCAAGGAAAUUCAAGAAUAUCUGGAAUCGACGAAAUACACAGAAAAUAAACUCUCUGCAUCACACUGCUCAACAAUAGCGUACAUACUUCAGGUGUCAGAGAACGUGCUGGAGGAGCUGGAUCUUAUAAAAUACAACACAUCACAGGAGGGAAGAUGGAGGCUGUUACCAGCUGUGAUGAACUGCCGAAAAGCUCUUCUUGCUGGCUGUGAUCUCAGUGAUCAGUGUUGUGAAAUUGUGGCUUCAGCUCUACAGUCUUCAGAUUCCCUCCUGAAAGAGCUGGAUCUGAGUAACAAUGACCUGCAGGAUUCAGGAGUGAAGAUCCUCUGUGAAGGACUCAAGAGUCCAAACUGUAGAUUGGAGAUACUGAGAUUAUCUGGCUGUAUGGUGACAGAUGAAGGAUGUUGUUAUUUGGCUUCAGCUUUGAGUUUAAAUCCCUCACACCUGAGAGAGCUGGAUCUGAGCUACAACCACCCGGGAGUCUCAGGAGUAAAGAUGCUCUCUGAAAGACUCAAUGAUCCACACUGCACACUAGACAAACUGAAUUUAGAUCAUGCAGGACAUUUCAGAAUCAUACCAGGACUACGAAAAUAUUAUUAUCAUCUUACACUGGAUCCAGACACAGCAAACACUCGUCUUGUUCUGUCUGAGAGGGGGAGAAUGGUAGAACGUGUAGAAAAGGUUCAGUCGUAUCCUAAACAUCCAAACAGAUUUAAGGACCAGGAGCAGGUUAUGUGUAAAGAGCGUCUGUCUGGACGCUGUUACUGGGAGGUUAAACGGACUGAAGGGGCUUACAUAGCAGUCACAUAUAUAGGAAUUAGAAAGAAAGGAGGAAGUGACUGUAGAUUUGGAUGGAAUGAUAAGUCCUGGAGUAUUUUCUGUUCUUCUGACAGAUUUACUGUUUGGCACGAUAAUAAAACCCCAGACAUACAUCAUGUCCCAUCAAAGUGUGACACAGUCGGAGUGUAUCUGGAUGAGCCGGCCGGCAUUCUGUCCUUUUACGCCAUCUCUGACACAAACACACGCACAGACAUACACACAUUUCACACCACAUUCACUAAACCUAUCUAUGCUGGGUUUGCCGUUUAUGGUUCAGUGUCUCUGUUAGAUUGAACAGCUUGCAUUAUUAACAGAAGAGAGAGAAUGAUAUGUUGUAUAAAGCAGCUGUUUUGAAAACACUAGAUUUGAAUAAUGUAUUCACUUGUGAAUUAAUUCACUAGGGGUGUGACAUUUCACUGGUUUUCUUGAUCCAUCGAUUACAAAUCCUGCCGAUUCAAAAAAUAACAUUUAAGAUUGUUCCAUGAGUUGAUUAACUUUGUUAAUAGUCGAUCUAAAAACUAAGAAUCAAAUGAAUUGAGAUUCCAAAAGUAUGAACAUUAAAUUAAUUCAGCACCUUUCAUAACAUCUGCGCUAUUGAUUAUGGCGUUACUCUUUGACUUUCACUUGUUAGAUGUAAUUUGCACGCACACAAUAUGUUGCUUAACUUUAUGCACAAUUGAAAAUGAAAAUUCUUCACAUUUGAAUGAUUUUAAUGUAAACGCUAACCUGUUAUAUAUUAUGAUCCAAAUACAAAAGCAUCAUGAAUUGUUUGUUGCGUUGUUGUAAAGGGGCGGUCACACCACACUUUUCUUUUCAUUUACUUCCAUUCAUACGCAUGCAAAUACGUCACACCGGAAACGCAAGCUUGUGCGAAAAUGUUUUGCAGUAUGCUAGGUACUAAAGUUCAUGUGACCAGGGGAAAACCAGUGCAUCACUGCGUGACCGUUUUCUCUACUCUAAAGCAAAGAUGGAUGAAGCGCUUCCCGCCCAUAUUCCUCUGAAAACACACACACACACACACACACACACACACACACACACACACACACACACACACACACACACACACACACACACACACA